Messenger RNA from Microcebus murinus (gray mouse lemur), 2265 nucleotides. RefSeq names its product calsequestrin 1 (gene CASQ1). The record is from RefSeq and is a predicted model, not a curated record. NCBI's taxonomy places the organism in Eukaryota, Metazoa, Chordata, Mammalia, Primates, Cheirogaleidae. Gene Ontology annotation, biological process: regulation of skeletal muscle contraction by regulation of release of sequestered calcium ion. Gene Ontology annotation, cellular component: sarcoplasmic reticulum lumen; Z disc. Gene Ontology annotation, molecular function: calcium ion binding.
CUCCCCUCCCCCAGCCCCAGCUUCAUUUACCUCCGACUCAUCUGGUCUUAUUUUUAGCUCCGGCGGCGUCUCUCCCUUUUCCUUUCUUAAUAUGGUGAUGAGCUCUUAGUCCAGCAUAGGGACAGGGGCUGAGGAGCUCUGGACACUGGGGGAGGGGAGGGAAGGAGUUGUUGGAGCCUGGGGGAAAGAUGCAGGAGGUGGGAGGAUUCUAGCCCUCAUGGAGCUGUCCUGGCCUCAGAAGGUUAUCCAUCUCUCCUGCCAACCACAGGGACAUAUUUAGACAGGACCAGGUGGGGACCAAGGGGUGCCAAUUUCAGGGGGCAGCUCCGGUUCCCUCCCCGCCCCCUGCUCUUAUUCCUCCUCCUGACCCUUUUUCUCUUGGCUCUGUGGGCAGUUUCUCCAGGACCCAGUAGUGUCCUCUGUCCACUGCUCUGGGCCAUUCCCUACGCCACCCCCACCUUGAGCACCUCAGGAUUUGGGACACAGUGGCCCCUCCCUACCCCAGCUAACCUCUUCUGGACCAGGAGAGCCAACGCAGAUCCCACUACCUCCAUGAGCACUACAGACAGGAUGGGGGCCAGAGCUGUGCUGGGUCUGCGGCUGGCACUGCUCUUACUGCUGGUUCUAGGGACACCCAAGUCAUGGGUACAGGGGGAGGAAGGACUGGACUUCCCCAAGUAUGAUGGUGUGGACCGUGUCAUCAAUGUCAACGCAAAGAACUACAAGAAUGUGUUCAAGAAGUAUGAGGUGCUGGCACUCCUCUACCAUGAACCCCCCGAGGAUGACAAGGCCUCACAAAGACAAUUUGAGAUGGAGGAGCUAAUCCUGGAGUUAGCAGCCCAAGUCUUAGAAGACAAGGGUGUUGGCUUCGGGCUGGUGGACUCUGAAAAGGAUGCAGCUGUGGCCAAGAAACUAGGACUAACUGAAGAGGACAGCGUUUAUGUAUUCAAGGGAGAUGAAGUCAUAGAGUAUGACGGAGAGUUUUCUGCUGACACCCUGGUGGAGUUUCUGCUUGAUGUCCUAGAGGACCCUGUGGAAUUGAUUGAGGGUGAACGAGAGCUGGAGGCAUUUGAGAAUAUUGAGGAUGAGAACAAACUUAUUGGCUACUUCAAGAGCAAAGACUCAGAGCAUUACAAAGCCUUUGAAGAUGCAGCCGAGGAGUUUCAUCCCUACAUCCCCUUCUUCGCCACAUUCGACAGCAAGGUGGCAAAGAAGCUAACUCUGAAGCUGAAUGAGAUCGAUUUCUAUGAAGCCUUCAUGGAUGAGCCUGUGACUAUCCCAGACAAGCCCAACAGUGAAGAGGAGAUUGUCAACUUCGUGGAGGAGCACAGGAGAUCAACCCUGCGGAAACUGAAGCCUGAGAGUAUGUAUGAGACCUGGGAGGACGAUAUGGAUGGAAUCCACAUUGUGGCCUUUGCAGAGGAAGCUGAUCCUGAUGGCUUCGAAUUCUUAGAGACUCUCAAGGCUGUGGCCCAAGAUAACACUGAAAACCCUGACCUUAGCAUUGUCUGGAUCGACCCCGAUGACUUUCCCCUGCUGGUCCCAUACUGGGAGAAGACAUUUGACAUCGACUUGUCAGCCCCACAAAUAGGAGUCGUCAAUGUUACUGAUGCUGAUAGCAUAUGGAUGGAAAUGGACGAUGAGGAAGACCUACCUUCUGCUGAAGAGCUGGAGGACUGGCUUGAGGAUGUGCUGUCAGGAGAGAUCAACACAGAAGAUGAUGAUGAUGACGAUGACGACGAUGACGAUGAUGAUGACUAGUUGCUAUGGCAACCAUCUCCCUGCCCCACCUGAUCUCCUUAUGCUCCCUCCUGCCUUCCCUGCCCUUCCCUUAGCUCCUCCAGCAGCACUAGCUCAUUCUCUGUCAUAGGGACAACUGGGGUCUAUAUGCUGGGUGCUGACGCCCUGAUCCCCCUCAUCUGAUGAGGAAAGGAGCUAUUUUUCCCUAGAUACCAGCCCAGCUGUCUCAUCUGACUUCCGUUUCUUAUCUCAUUACUUACCUGUAUUCUUUGUCUCUUCCAUCACUCCCCAUACUCUUCAUUAUUCUUCUUCUCUUGCCCUAUCUAUGGGCUUCCAUCUCUCUUCUGUUCCCUCCAUCUACACACAGUCUUUCCCGACUCCCUCAAAUCCCAUAUCCUUCUAGCUGUCCUGCCCAUGGCCAGGAGGAAGGGAGGGUACUGAGUUUGGGACUGUAUCUCAGCAAUCUCUUGUUAAUGUAUUUGGGUCAAAUGAGAGGCCUCAAUAAAGAGAUCUGGGGCAGCAUGA